Molecule: messenger RNA, 396 nt
Organism: Zingiber officinale
Lineage: Eukaryota; Viridiplantae; Streptophyta; Magnoliopsida; Zingiberales; Zingiberaceae
Exons: 3
Coding region: 11-319 (102 amino acids)
Source: RefSeq, a predicted model, not a curated record
ACAAAAUGGAAUGGUUCAACAACUUCAAACUAUAGUACAAAAUGUUCAACAACAAAUGCAAGAAAUGAGGCAACAAAAUCAACUAGAAAUGCAAGAAAUGAGAUCUAUGUUUUUACAAAGUAUGAGACAACAAAAUCAUCCAGAACAGAUUGCUAGUGGUGGCAUUUGUAGCGGUAUUGGGAAUGAAUUUGGUAGCAAUAGCGAUAUCAAUAUUGGUGCUAAAAAAAGUGAUGAUUUUGGUCAUGUUUUUCAGUCAAAUUUGAGAAAUGUGAGUCGUGGAGAUAUCUGUGCUAAUACUAAAUGUAAGCUACUUCAUUGAUCUGCUGAUGAAUUAGUUGUUGCAGAAGGCCGAAUUGCAUCCACAGAUCCAAACACAAAAGUGCAUCACGUUAUUCU